Messenger RNA from Venturia canescens, 1271 nucleotides. Its product is annotated as actin-binding Rho-activating protein-like. Gene Ontology annotation, biological process: positive regulation of transcription by RNA polymerase II; positive regulation of Rho protein signal transduction. NCBI's taxonomy places the organism in Eukaryota, Metazoa, Arthropoda, Insecta, Hymenoptera, Ichneumonidae. Gene Ontology annotation, cellular component: sarcomere. The record is from RefSeq and is a predicted model, not a curated record. The transcript is spliced from 4 exons. Gene Ontology annotation, molecular function: actin binding. Bases 294 to 800 code for a protein of 168 amino acids.
AUGGUCCUCGAAGAUACCUUAUUCACGGGACGCGCGUCGUUCACGCGCCACACAAUUUUAGCACCAUUGCAAAGAAAAAAUUGAACGCGCCAAUAACAUAAACCAUUGGAAACCCGUUCGUUUACCGAUAAAUCUUUACCGGCUCGUGCGCGCUCCAAUUAACUCGUGAUUUAUUCCAUUUCGUACAAAUUGAAACAGUAUUUUUACCAUUUUCGUUGUCUAUCUAUUUUUAUCAGAUAUACGUCCAACGAAUUUUCUUUUGUAAAACCUAACACUGUAAACUCCGUGCAAACAUGUCUUCGGCAAUGUUCUGUUCCCUGGGUGAUAAAGUGGCGAUGUUCAAUCAACACGCGAGCAAGCACAUGGACGGCCAAUCGAAAAAUCCCUUCACCAGUGGUCUAAACCUUGAAAAACCAAAGUUUUCAAAAGAGGAAUACGGAAAGCCAGCAGCUGGUUCUCUCUCAGACAUUCGCGGUCGCAAAGCAACUGCUCAUGUUCUCAAAGAAAUUCUCGAACUGUGCGACAUCAUUCAUCAGAACGGUACACCUUGUAAAGACCAACCGGAAAUAACAGCUAUAAGAUUCGGUGACCUCUUCAAUAUUUACGUUGCCAUCAGCGACAAAUGCGUGGGCUUGCUGCUCCGAGCGAGGAGACAAAAACUGCUCGAUUUCGAGGGCGAAUGUUUGUUCCAGAGGAGGGACGACGACGUGCCAAUAUUCCUCGUCAAACCGAUCGGUGAAAUCCGACAAAACUUCAAAGAACGAAUUGAAGAAUUGAAAAAAGAUCUGCCGAAAUAUUGAACUCGUGCCUAAAAUUAUACGAAAGCGCCAUUCACUUCAGCCUUUAAGUAAAGUUUGAUGUUUCGUGCACGAAGAACUUUUUGCCCAUGCGAAGCAUUCGAAUGGUGACUGACGACCCUUCCAAGAAUCUUGUUGAUUCAAUGUACAAAUCAUCAUCACUUAUCAUUUUCCGAUCUACAAAUAGCAUGAAGAAAAAAAACACGUUAAGAAUCGAAAUUGUAUUAUAUUGAAAAAAAAUAGAUGUCAGCAGUUUCUAGAGUUUGAUAAAAGCAAUGAUGCAAGUAUGUAAAAGUUUGUACGUUGCGUGACUGAAGUCGAGAGCAUGUAAGAACGAAUGGUAAUUAAAUUUAGGUUGAUUCAAAGAAAGAAGAGAAAAAAGCCAAACAAUUGAUGUAAAUAUUGCGAUACAAGUUACGUAAUGAAUGUGAUAUAUGUAUAGAUGUAUUAGUAGUAAAGAAAUUUUCAUAAAAA